AUGAGUCCCACUAGCCGUCAUCAUAAACGCAAGGCCUCGAGCGCUGACGAGGUCGUGGACGAAUUGCAUCCGUACAAAAACCAUGUCGCCACAGCUACUCAGGCACUCCAAGAGCUUGAUAGCUCUGACCACGACACGGCUGAACAUCGUCGGCAUGGAAUUAAACCCGAUCAGAAUGGGCCUAUGUCGCCAUCGUCUGAAAGAGGAUUGCCAUUGCAAGAUCCCGAGAACAACUCUCCCGUUUUCAGACCUGACUCUCCAAUGGUGCACGUCAUCCAGACGGACACAAUUGAAGUUGCAAACAUCCCUGUGACUGCGGCUGGCCGGUCUGCUCCGACGAGCCACGAGGCCAAUGGUGCAUCGGAAAACGGCCUAGAUCCCAAUGGCGAGGAUGAGCCCCGGGCUUCUGGAUCUGCUGUUCCGAAACGUAAACGCAACUUUAGCAAUCGGACGAAGACCGGCUGCUGGACGUGCCGUGAGCGAAAGAAGAAAUGUGGCGAGGAGCGACCAAUUUGCCGCAACUGCAAAAGGGGUGGAUUCCGGUGCAAGGGUUACGGUAAAUAUCCCAAUGACCCAUCAGAAUGGCCCAGCAAUGCACCCGAUCAGACCAUGACUGGUGAACCCCUGCCAGUCGAUCGAACAAGCGGUAAUGCCGCAAUGACACGCGAUGACAACAGCCACCUGGCGACCCCCGAGUCUAGCCUUCCGGCCAACAUCCCUCGAUCAGAGAUUGGGACUGUUACUCAUACGUCUCAGAUUCAAGCGGUGGCCCAUUUACAGACUGAAGCUAGGACCCAACCAUGGUAUGAUGCACAGCCGUCCUGGAUUCCUCAACGACAGUCUACAUCCCAUCACCAAGAACAGCUCCCACGACUUCCUGAACUCAGUCAGCAGGAUUACAAUCCCCCUAUCUCUACGCAAACAUCACAAGAGAUGCUAUUGCCAACCAACCAGAACACAUAUCCUCCUCCUCCAUCUAUGGCCUCCUUCCAGUUUCAACAAGGAAGACACGAACCUGUCACGCUGCCUCCAGAAGUGGCGAUCCCGCCGCCACCCGCUUCACAGGGUAUUCCUCCACAGCCCAUGCCUCCGCAGGUCAAUCCUCCACAGCCGAAUUCAACACAGCCCAAUCCUUCACAGCCACAGGAGCGUCCAGUCCGAAACUGGGAUCCACAUCGUCCUCCCCGGCAAGAUAUAGGGACCAACCGUCCUCCACCUGAAACCGAAGCAACAAUAAUGCAAAGUCUACCCGAACCUCAAAGAGCUCCCACCAAAUUUUUCGGCAAGGAGGACGUGGAGCGUUCGAAAAUGACAAGGUCGUCACCGUAUCAGCACCUCGAUAUAACACUGUGGAAUGAGCGUGCUCGAUGCAAACGUGCUUUGGAACGAUAUAACACAUCGUACGAUCUCGAUCCGAGAUUCAGCAAAGAGGUACUUCGAAACCUAUUGAUGACGGUAAUUGACCCUAAAAAGGACACAACGUAUGGGAACCCUUCACCAAUCCCAGUGGCAGGAAUGCUAGGAAAUGGUGUUGUCAUUGAAGCCCCUUUCAAAUGCACCUACGGUUACAACCUGAAGAUCCACCAGGACGUCUUUAUUGGAGAGAAUUGUAAUAUUGAUGAUGCUGCCGAGGUUGAAAUCGGCGCAAGAACUUACAUCAGGUGUGGCGUUACCAUCAUCACAUCGACUGUGAUGGCAGACAUGAUCGAACGGAAGGGCUGUGAGUCUCAAUCGAUCGCUGAGCCCGUCCGCAUCGCCGAAGGCGUGACGAUUGGCCCCGGAGCUGUGAUUUGUUCUGGUGUGUCGCUGGGAUAUGGAUGUACUAUACAUGCCUUUGAAGUAGUUAAAGAAGAUGUCGGGCAAUUUCAAGAGGUGGGGACUGGCAGCCGCCGUGCUCGACUGACCGUGAAUACUGUCUAG
This is a messenger RNA of Exophiala oligosperma, 1920 nucleotides long. RefSeq lists its product as uncharacterized. The record is from RefSeq and is a predicted model, not a curated record. The transcript is spliced from 2 exons. NCBI's taxonomy places the organism in Eukaryota, Fungi, Ascomycota, Eurotiomycetes, Chaetothyriales, Herpotrichiellaceae. Gene Ontology annotation, molecular function: acetyltransferase activity; DNA-binding transcription factor activity, RNA polymerase II-specific; zinc ion binding. Bases 1 to 1920 code for a protein of 639 amino acids. Gene Ontology annotation, biological process: regulation of DNA-templated transcription.